AUGUCGGGCCCGGCCGCCCGCGCCUGCAGCCCCGCCGCGCCCGCCGGCCCGGCCCGGACGUCCCCUCGCAGCGAUCCAGCCCAGACACAGGUUCCGCCCGGGUUAAGCCCCCCUCCACCUCUGCCACCCUACGGUGUUCCUGUGGGGUACCACCAUCCAGGCCCCGAGAAAAUGGCCUCGUUGCCAGUGGACAGUCAGCACGGUGUUGGCUACUACUCUGGCCUCUACAUGGGACCCGCACACAACAUGGUGGCUGCCAGCCCUGCAUAUUCCCAGCCGGGGGCUCCUCAGGGGUACAGCCGGGGGCCCCUCAUGCCCACCUCGUCGGCCCCCCACCUACCUGCGGCUGCCCCCCAGCCCUACUGCACGUCGGUGAAUCACUUGAGUGGCCCAGCCGUGCCCUCUGCCAACUCCUCAGCUGCUUCUCAGGGACCUGCUGCCACCUCCGACCACUAUGCGAUGGCCCCGGGGGCCUCUCCGGCCCUGUAUUCCGGGGUGCCGCAGGCCUCUCUACCCGCUGGGGAUCCGUAUGGGCCCCCAGUGUUUACCUCACCAUGUGCGCCCACAAGCAGGACUCCCAGAGACUUGCCCUCGGCCACUCCGGGCCCAGCGCCUGGCCAUCCAGCCCCGGCCCGGCAUGCUCCCCAGCAGCAGAGUCCCCCAGGAACUACCCCGCACUCGUGGACAACGUCCAGCCCCGCUGUGGCCCACGACAGUCUCAUCCGCAACCACACGAGCUCCCUGGGCCCGGCCCGCAGCAGCCCAGCCAGUACCGAUUCUUUAUCCUGCUCCAGUAGCACAAAUACACAGCCCCCAAAUGCCAGCCCUUCGGUGCCCACUGUGUUCUCAGGGGUGUCCUCCUCAUGCGCACCUGCGGUCAGUGCCCCGGCCAGAAUGUCGGAGGUAGCACAGCAGAAAGGAAUUGGCUUGCAGUAUGGUGACUAUGUUAGUAACCGCGCUAGCUCCACAGCGACCCCCUUGUCAUCAACUUCCGAUGAUGAGGAAGAGGAGGAGGAGGAUGAGGAAGCAGGAAUCGCCAGCUCAUCCACCACGAGCAGCGCCUCUCCUGUGCCCAACAGCUACGAUGCCCUAGAAGGAGGCAACUACCCAGAAUUGCUUUCUUCCCCAGCCAGCAGCCCUGUUCCCGACCCUAACCCAGACCCGGAACCGCUGCUGGACACAGCCCCCAUGACUUCCCAGCCUUCCAAAAUGGCCAAGCCUUUCGGGUACGUGUACCCGACUCUGCAGCCUGGCUAUCAGAAUGCCCAAGCGCCCAUGGGCCCUGGAAUUCGGCCCAGCAACCCUGCGUACCCCAGCUUCCAGUAUGCCCAGCAGUAUCCGGGCCUGACCCAGCUCUCCUCUGGCCUGGGUGGUUUGAGCUUGCACAAUUCCCCCCCACCGGAAAGCCUGCGGCCUGUGAACCUCACCCAGGAGAGGGACAUCUUGCCCAGCACGCCCAUCUGGGCUCCUGUGCCCAACUUGAAUCUCGAGCUGAAGAAAUUAAACUGUAGCCCCGAUUCAUUUCGAUGCACUUUGACAAAUAUUCCACAGACCCAGGCUUUACUGAAUAAAGCGAAGCUUCCACUAGGACUGUUGUUACAUCCCUUCAGAGACUUAACGCAAUUACCUGUGAUAACGUCCAAUACCAUUGUGAGGUGUCGCUCUUGUCGAACAUACAUCAACCCUUUUGUGUCCUUCAUCGACCAGCGAAGGUGGAAAUGCAAUUUGUGCUAUAGGGUCAACGACGUGCCUGAAGAAUUCAUGUAUAACCCCCUCACCCGAUCUUACGGAGAGCCUCAGAAACGCCCAGAAGUUCAGAAUGCAACAGUGGAGUUCAUUGCUUCUUCUGAUUACAUGCUCCGUCCUCCUCAGCCUGCCGUUUACUUGUUUGUUUUAGAUGUUUCUCACAAUGCGGUGGACGCUGGAUAUUUAACUGUUUUGUGCCAGUCGCUAUUAGAAAAUCUAGACAAGCUUCCCGGGGACUCAAGGACCCGGAUAGGAUUUAUGACGUUUGAUAGUACUAUUCACUUUUACAAUCUACAGGAAGGACUGUCACAGCCACAAAUGUUGAUCGUCUCUGACUUAGAAGAUGUUUUUCUACCUACUCCAGAUAGCUUACUCGUGAAUCUUUGUGAAAGCAAAGAGCUUAUAAAGGACUUAUUAAACGUGUUACCGACCAUGUUCACUAACACACGAGAGACACACAGCGCACUGGGUCCUGCACUCCAGGCCGCCUGUAAGCUGAUGUCUGCCACAGGUGGCCGCGUGUCCGUGUUCCAGACCCAGCUGCCCUCGCUGGGGGCGGGCCUGCUGCAUUCCCGGGAGGACCCUAACCAGCGGUCCAGUACCAAGGUGGUUCAACAUCUGGGUCCUGCGACUGAUUUUUACAAGAAACUCGCUCUCGAUUGCUCGGGGCAGCAGACAGCAGUGGAUCUGUUCCUUUUAAGUUCACAGUAUUCAGAUCUGGCUUCUCUAGCCUGCAUGUCCAAGUAUUCUGCAGGGUGUCUCUACUAUUACCCUUCUUUCCACUGCACUCACAAUCCUCCACAAGCGGAAAAGUUACAGAAAGACCUAAAGCGAUAUCUCACUAGGAAAAUUGGAUUUGAAGCUGUCAUGAGAAUAAGGUGCACAAAAGGCCUUUCCAUGCACACUUUCCAUGGAAACUUCUUUGUCCGUUCUACCGACUUGUUAUCCCUUGCCAACAUCAACCCUGAUGCUGGGUUUGCAGUCCAGCUGUCAAUCGAAGAGAGCCUGACAGAUACUUCCCUGGUGUGUUUCCAGACUGCCUUGUUGUACACAUCAAGCAGAGGAGAGCGAAGAAUUCGUGUGCACACCCUGUGUGUGCCUGUGGUGAGCUCCCUGGCAGAUGUGUAUGCUGGGGUGGAUGUACAAGCCUCUGUCUGCCUGCUGGCAAAUAUGGCUGUGGACCGCUCAGUGUCGUCGAGCCUGUCAGAUGCCAGAGAUGCCUUGGUGAACGCCGUGGUGGACUCGCUGGCAGCCUAUGGUAGCACCACCUCGCACCUGCCUCGCACAACCCUCAUGGCCCCUGGCUCCCUCAAACUCUUCCCACUCUACAUUCUGGCCCUCCUCAAACAGAAAGCAUUUAGGACUGGUACGAGCACACGUCUGGAUGAUCGAGUGUAUGCCAUGUGUCAGAUCAAGUGCCAGCCUCUGGUCCAUCUCAUGAAGAUGAUUCACCCCAAUCUGUACAGGAUAGACAGACUGACUGACGAGGGCGCAGUGCACGUCAAUGACAGGGUCGUGCCUCAGCCACCUCUUCAAAAACUGUCUGCAGAGAGACUGUCAAGAGAAGGGGCCUUCCUCAUGGACUGUGGCUCUGCGUUCUACAUUUGGAUUGGGAAAGGCUGUGACUCUCACUUCAUCCAGGAUGUGCUCGGCUGUACAAACUUUGCGUCUAUCCCACAGAACAUGACAGAUCUCCCGGAGCUGGAUACACUGCCGUCCGAGAGGGCUAGGUCGUUCCUAGCUUGGCUCAGAGAGAACAGACCCCUCAGCCCGAUCCUGCACGUGGUUAAAGAUGAGAGCCCCGCCAAAACAGAAAUCUUCCAGCAUCUGAUUGAAGACCGGACCGAAGCUGCCUUCUCUUACCAUGAGUUUCUGCUGCAUGUUCAGCAGCAGAUUUGCAAGUGAAGCGGAACAGGACAGAUUCUGGAGAUAAAGUUCCAUCCAUUGCCUCUAGGUAGAGCAUAAUCAGCCAAGAAACCUGCCCAGGAAAUGGGGACAACAGGUGUUUGGCUCCGAACCUAAAGGGGUGGUGGGGCACACCCAGUCUAGGGCUCUGGUGAGUGGGAAAGUGGAGGCAGAAGGGGCUAGGUGCUCCCCAGCCUGGAUGAAGGCCACGGCCACCCUGCAGCUUCCCCUGCCCAGCCCUGAAGUGUCACCCCAUUCCCGCCUGCACAGCCACACAUGCCCCCUUUCUGCCACAGCGGGCACAGACUGGUGCCAUGCCAUGCAGGAGGGUGCAACCUUUUUUUCUUAGAAUUUAUAGAAUAUCUCUGAACUUGAGCUCUUACAAGAGAUGCCAAAAGGCAGUGGGACUGUGUUCAUCUGUUUACAGGAACCACUUUUUAACCAGGGAGUGAUUCUUACUGGUCAAAUGAAGUCACUAUUUUCCCUGUAUCAAAACACACACACAUACACACACACUUAUGCGCGUGCGUGCGUGUGAACAGAAUUUCAGAAAGUACAGGACCUAAAGAAAAAAGAAAUGUAUACAUAUAUAUAGUGUACAUAAAUGUUACAUUUGUAAAGACUGUAUAAAAAUGUAACUCUACAGUGUGCGCCCAGCUGACAACUUGGUUGCAGUUAGAGAAUGAGGUCGACUAAUAGUGAUGAGUACACAAAAGAGGAAACCCCACACUCUUUGUAAUUGCUAAAUCUUUUAUGUGGAUUUAUUUAUGAUCAGCCUACUAAUUAAAAAUAUUUUGCUUGACAUUG
This is a messenger RNA of Suncus etruscus (white-toothed pygmy shrew), 4458 nucleotides long. It is a transcript of the gene SEC24B, whose product is annotated as SEC24 homolog B, COPII coat complex component. Gene Ontology annotation, cellular component: COPII vesicle coat; endoplasmic reticulum exit site. Gene Ontology annotation, biological process: endoplasmic reticulum to Golgi vesicle-mediated transport; intracellular protein transport; COPII-coated vesicle cargo loading. The record is from RefSeq and is a predicted model, not a curated record. The transcript has 24 exons. Gene Ontology annotation, molecular function: SNARE binding; zinc ion binding. Bases 1 to 3651 code for a protein of 1216 amino acids. Lineage: Eukaryota; Metazoa; Chordata; Mammalia; Eulipotyphla; Soricidae.